GCUCGGUGGGCGCCACCGCCAGCCAAUUGCAGGGCGCGGACGGUGCUGGCCCCGCCUUUCAGAUCAGCUGAGGGAGCCGCGAUGUCUGUUGACAGCGGAGGCUGCGGCGCGGCCGGUUCCGGGUUCGGCGCGGGGUGGUGGAUAACCUGGCUGGCCGGCGGGAGGAGGCGUGGGCCUGAGGCCGGGAGGGCUGUGGGGAGAAGCGGCGUGCUGCAGCCUCUGCCUUCGCAGUUCGAGAUCCUCUGCCGACCUUUCUGGGUCUGGUUAGAUGUGAGUCCAAUGGAGCAGCCCCAGGAAGGCGAGCAGCCGCCGGCGCAGCAGCCGUGGGGGAGGCUUCUCCGCCUGGGCGCAGACGAGGGCGAGCCGCACGUCCUCCUGAGGAAACGGGAGUGGACCAUCGGGCGGAGAAGAGGUUGUGACCUUUCGUUCCCUAGCAAUAAACUGGUCUCUGGAGAUCACUGUAAAAUUAUAGUGGAUGAAAAAUCUGGUCAGGUGUCACUGGAAGAUACUAGCACCAAUGGGACAGUAAUUAACAAGCUGACGGUUGUUAAGAAGCAGACUUGCCCUUUACAGACCGGGGAUGUCAUCUACUUGGUGUACAGGAAGAAUGAACCAGAACACAAUGUGGCAUACCUCUAUGAAUCUUUAAAUGAAGAGCGAGGCAUAACACAAGACUCCCUUGAAGCUGAUAAGGAAAACGUGUUCCACAUGACCAAAGAUACCUCAGGUGUAGGGCGAGGUGACAACCCCCAGUUCCUCCCAUCCUUACCAGCCACUCAGGUGUGCUUUGAGGAACCACAGCCAUCCACAUCGACAACAGACCUCAUCCUCAGGGUCUCUACUUCUUCCAUGGAGCCUGCCCCUGCUGGGCGAGUGCCACUCUCCAGCUCUGAAGACCUAAAUAGACGUUUCUCCAAUGAAAUCAUACAGAAAAUCAAAAGGUACAGGAAAAGAGGCUCACCAACAUCAUUAAUGUCAGGGAAGUGCAAAUCAGAGCUGCAGGAGAUUUGUCUCACGCUGUCAGGAAUGCAUCAAAAAGACAAGAUAACAAGUGCGGGCUCCAGAGGUGUAUGUGUUUCCCCAAAAAGGUGUGGUUCAUCCGAGGCACGUGAUGACCUCUCUGACUUCCCUUUGGCUCUCCCAGAUAGAGAGGGAGCAUCCUUUUCUCUCUCAGAACCCCAGGAACCCCAGGAGCAGGAGGAUUUGGAGCCUGUUCAGAAGAGAAUGAAAGGAGAUGGCGAGCCUGGCCUGAACCUGCCUGUGUUGGUUACAGACCAGUGUAGAGACACUCCUGCCCUGAAAGAUGUCAGAGCUGCAGCUAUGAAGCCAGAUAAGAUGGAGGAGACACUCACAUGUAUCAUCUGCCAGGACCUGCUGCAUGACUGUGUGAGCCUGCAGCCCUGCAUGCAUACCUUCUGCGCAGCCUGCUACUCAGGCUGGAUGGAGCGCUCCACCCUGUGCCCCACCUGCCGCUGUCCAGUCGAGAGGAUCUGUAAAAACCACAUCCUCAACAACCUGGUGGAGGCAUACCUUCUCCAGCACCCAGACAAGAGUCGCAGCGAGGAAGAUGUGCGGAGCAUGGCUGCCAAGAACAAAAUCACUCAAGAUAUGCUGCAGCCCAAAGUCAGGAGGUCUUUCUCUGAUGAGGAAGGGAGUUCCGAGGACCUACUGGAGCUGUCAGAUGUGGACAGUGAAUCCUCAGAUGUUAGCCAGCCGUACAUUGUGUGCAGACAGUGUCCUGAGUACCGAAGGCAAGCGGCACAACCCCUCCCUUGCCCAGGGCCUGGCCCCGAGCCAGGGUCACUGCAGGCUCCCAGUGACACACCAUCUACGUCCACCAGCACCACCACAGCUCAGGGUUACAUGUGCGCCCUGCAAGGAAGCCACGCCAUAUGUACCUGCUGCUUCCAGCCCAUGCCCGACCGGAGGGCAGAGCGUGAGCAGGACCCCCGCAUUGCCCCCCAACAGUGUGCUGUUUGCCUGCAGCCCUUUUGCCAUCUGUACUGGGGCUGUGCCCGGGCUGGUUGCCUUGGCUGCUUGGCCCCAUUUUGCGAGCUUGACCUGGGUGACAGGUGUCUGGACGGUGUGCUGAGCAACAACAACUACGAGUCAGAUGUCUUGAAGAAUUACCUGGCAGCCAGGGGGUUGACGUGGAAAAACAUGUUGACCGAGAGUCUUGUGGCUCUGCAGAGGGGAGUGUUCUUACUGUCGGAUUAUAGGAUCACAGGGAACACCGUGUUGUGUUACUGCUGCGGCCUGCGAAGCUUCCGAGAGCUGACCUACCAGUAUCGGCAGAACAUUCCUGCUUCUGAGUUGCCAGUGGCUGUAACAUCCCGUCCUGAUUGCUAUUGGGGCCGAAACUGCCGCACUCAGGUGAAGGCCCACCAUGCUAUGAAAUUCAAUCAUAUCUGUGAGCAGACAAGGUUCAAGAACUAAGCAUUUGGGAGGCACUGAGUUGGCUCAGGCAGCAUAUGGAAAACGGAGUGUUUCAGAAAAUACUGUAUGCCAAUGUUGUAAGGGCAUUUGAGGCUCCCUCGGGACACUGGCGGGGGAUGGGGGUCUCUGCAUCCAGCACUCUGGUGUGACUUUCUCUUGGUGGGGUGAGACCCUCUCAGUGAGAUGCCCCUAGCAGCCUGGGAGGCCCAGGGUGGCCCACCCACCCUUCUUCUGAGCUCGGCUGCCCACAGAGCUUCGGCCAGAAGAACAGCCGUUAGAUAUCCCCUUCCCUUGAGAUGAUGAUGUGCAGGUUUGCUCUCAUACCUUUCCCACAGCUGUGUUAAAACAGACGUCUCUCUUCAAGAAAAGUUCCAUGACAGAUAAAGGAGAGUUUUUUGCGAAUAUUCUGUUGUUUAAAUAGAAAGGAGCAGACAUUCAUAGCCUGCGGGGUGUAGGGUGCCCUGCUUCAGGGAAGCUACAGUGCAGCAUCCUAUAUGUUUUCAUUUUAAUAGUUUUGGUGCUUAUCUUCUAAUAAGAUUUAAAUAUCACAAACUAGCACAGAUAAUAUAAUUUAUCAUUUACAAAUUGAUUAAAAUUGUGGAUAGCUUGAUAUUUGAAAGAACAUAUGUUUCUGUUCAUUAAAAAAAUCAGAUGUCCAGAACUCCUAAACCUAUACACCUAUAACCCUAUACAACCUGACAAUAAGUGCAUGGCCCCAGGCAAGCAAAAGUUGGGUCACUGCUGCCCCAAGCCUACCAUGGAGCAAAGUGCUGGUGGUGCCUGCUCUGCCAGCACAGCUGCAGGACCUGUCCCUGUCCCCACCUUCUUUGUCCCUUGCCUGCAAGGUCCCAAGGUGUGGGUUGGCCCUCGUGGCACUCCAGCCUGCCUGGAGCAGCCUCUUUCCACUGAGAGUAUGAGGGGUCUCUGCUUCCACUAGUCCUUGCCCACCCUUCCUGCAUUGGGUUUUGCCAUGUCAUCUGGAAUAAUACUUGAAAUUUUGUUCUUUGUCAAAAAAAUCUUUUAUCUUUUGUUGAAAUCACCUGUUACGUUUGUUUGCAAAAUUGUAACUUAUUGCUUCUCAGGAAUACGAUUUUGACUGUUGUCUUGCUCUUGAUACAGACUCUUGAGAAGCAGUGCUCUGUUUGUGGAAGGCCUCCUUCCUGGUUCUAAUAAAGAUGUGUCUGUUUCUCU
This is a messenger RNA of Manis pentadactyla (Chinese pangolin), 3627 nucleotides long. RefSeq names its product checkpoint with forkhead and ring finger domains (gene CHFR). Gene Ontology annotation, molecular function: protein binding; ubiquitin-protein transferase activity. Gene Ontology annotation, cellular component: nucleus. Gene Ontology annotation, biological process: protein ubiquitination; mitotic cell cycle checkpoint signaling; ubiquitin-dependent protein catabolic process. The record is from RefSeq and is a predicted model, not a curated record. The coding region runs from base 82 to 2436 and encodes 784 amino acids. Lineage: Eukaryota; Metazoa; Chordata; Mammalia; Pholidota; Manidae. The transcript has 18 exons.